This is a messenger RNA of Phialemonium atrogriseum, 618 nucleotides long. RefSeq lists its product as uncharacterized. The transcript has a single exon. The record is from RefSeq and is a predicted model, not a curated record. Bases 91 to 420 code for a protein of 109 amino acids. Lineage: Eukaryota; Fungi; Ascomycota; Sordariomycetes; Cephalothecales; Cephalothecaceae.
GUUCAUAGUACACGCUCGGUAUUAAUUCGGGUAGGUAUGUACACAGGGGGUUCCGUCCAGGUCCAUUUGUGCGCAAAGAUAGAUUGAUGUAUGUACUGCACUGCGUUGAUAAUAUUCCCGUUCCUCAAACUAAUACUAUCCGUACACCUGACCCAUCUGCCUGUCAGAGUUAGCGUGCACAUGUGCCGCAGCAAAGAAUGGAUAUCCUGUGGUGGUUGUGAUCUUACCGGCAAGGACGAUUUGGUUUCUUACACCCCUGAGCCCUUGACAAUCUUUCCUUGGGGAAGCAACCGAAAUGUGCUUAUUGCCUUGGCCCGAGGGAGUCCGUGCUUGUCACGGGUGGUGGAGGGGAUUUUUGCGGCUGUUGGCCAGCCUGGACUCUUUCAAGCCACAGUUAAUGCAUUUAGGUUAGGUAGGUAGGGGUACCUUACCUUGGAAGAUGGGUAGGUAAGGUAGCUCGGUAGCUAGCCGGGCACCUCCCUGCGCAAGAAGCACAUACCUACUGCGCAGUAUGUAUGCAUGCAUUCUUCUUUUACCAUCAAGCAUCUCAUCCUGACUUGUGGUGUAAUUCGUAAUCAUGUUUUUCGCGUAGGGCCCGAAGCACUAGCGUCCUAUAUG